AUGUAUAGAAACUUCCUCCUUGCAGUGCUGGCACUGCUUUCUGCAUCUGCUCAUGCUCAUACCACCUUCACGACCCUCUACGUUGAUGGUGAGAACCAAGGCGAUGGUGUGUGUGUGCGCAUGAACCGCAACCCAAGCAAAGCGAGCUUCCCCAUUGAGCCUCUCUCUAGCAAGGACAUUGCAUGUGGAUAUGACGGUGAAAAAGCCGUCGCGCGCGUCUGCCCCGCCAAGGCAUCCUCAACCCUCACCUUCGAGUUCCGCGAAUACGCCGAUGGCUCGCGCUCGGGCUCUAUCGACGAAAGCCACAAGGGUCCCUGCGCCGUAUACAUGAAGAAGGUCGACGACGCGACGGCCGACAACAACGCUGCCGGUGACGGGUGGUUCAAGAUCUGGCAGUCGGACUAUGAUGCAACUGCCGGCAAAUGGUGCACCGAGAAGAUGAUCGAGAAUAACGGGCAUAUCUCCGUGCAGAUCCCGGCUGAUAUCGAGGGUGGAUACUACCUUGUGCGGCCCGAGUUGCUGGCUCUGCAUGCCGCGCAGGAUAACCCGCCCGAUCCGCAGUUCUAUGUUGGUUGUGCGCAGGUGUUUGUGCAGUCGACUGGGACGGCUAAGCCGGCCACUGUCAAUAUUGGCGAGGGGACAUAUGAUUUGAGUCUGCCUGGUAUGACGUAUAAUAUCUACAAGACGCCGUUAGAGCUGCCGUACCCUAUGUAUGGGCCGCCGGUGUACCAGGCUGGUAAGACUGUGUCUGCCAGUCCUGCCCCUACCAAUACUGCUUCUGCCAAUGCUGGAUCCGACAAGUCUGAUUCUGCAUCUGCCAAUGCUGCGCCUGCCCCUGCUGCGUCCGGCAGCACUGGAUCCGAGAAGUCUGCCGAUACUGAGUCGGCCAUUACUACGCCUACCAAUGCAGCAUCUGCCAAUACUGAGUCCGGGAAGUCUGCCGAUACUGCAUCUGGGAAUGCCGCAUCCACCAACACCGAAUCCGAGAAAACAGAAUCAGCCCCCGCCAACGUCUGCAAGAACAAGACCAAGAAGAACAAAAAGAAGAAGCGCGCGAUGCUCGUCCAGAACAAAGGCCUCAAGCCAGAAGGCUGUAUCCUCGAACGAGACAACUGGUGCGGAUUUGAAGUGCCCUCGUAUACAGACGAGCAGGGCUGCUGGGCUUCAUCCAAAAACUGCUGGGAUCAAGCCGACGUAUGCUGGAACACGGCUCUCCCGACCGGCUCAGCACACUGCCAGAUCUGGUCCGACAAAUGCACGGCGCUCGACGCAUCAUGCAGCAACAAGGUGUUUCCUGGUCCGCCGAAUGCAGGCCAGGAUCUCACGCCGAAGAAGGCUUCGUUGGUGGGGUCUAUCAAGGUAUUUGGGCGGGGUGUACGGUCGCAUAUCAAGAGGAGGAGACAUGCUCAUGUUUAG
Messenger RNA from Aspergillus fischeri NRRL 181, 1416 nucleotides. RefSeq names its product lytic polysaccharide monooxygenase auxiliary activity family 9 protein. The transcript is spliced from 3 exons. Lineage: Eukaryota; Fungi; Ascomycota; Eurotiomycetes; Eurotiales; Aspergillaceae. The coding region runs from base 1 to 1416 and encodes 471 amino acids. The record is from RefSeq and is a predicted model, not a curated record.